Molecule: messenger RNA, 2628 nt
Organism: Polyodon spathula (Mississippi paddlefish)
Lineage: Eukaryota; Metazoa; Chordata; Actinopteri; Acipenseriformes; Polyodontidae
Product: 4-hydroxyphenylpyruvate dioxygenase-like protein
Exons: 5
Coding region: 11-1369 (452 amino acids)
Biological process (GO): aromatic amino acid metabolic process
Molecular function (GO): 4-hydroxyphenylpyruvate dioxygenase activity
Source: RefSeq, a predicted model, not a curated record
UGACAUCAAGAUGGCAGCCUCCUUGCGCCGGUUGCAUCACAUUGCAUUCCACGUUAGAAACGGAGACAAACUAACUAACGAUUUAAUCAACAAGUACAAAUUCAGUUUAUUCGCGGAGAGACAGACGGAUACAUCGAGGCAGGUGGCUUUAAAGAAUGGAUCGGCUGUUUUUGUUGUCAACGAAAGACAUAACCUUGCCUUUCUCGAGAAGAAAGGGCAAAUGAAUACUCUUUUGAAUGAGCGGGUCAACGACUACCGUGGUCUCGAAACUUUUGACUACAAACACAUCGGAUUUGAGCACGAACCGGAGUUUCUUUACGGUUCUUGUCAGCCCUACGCCGUAAACACAGCAUGUAACGUUUCUUUUGAAGUCAACGAUGUAGAAGGCUCUUCCAAAAGGCUUCGUAACCAAGGAUGUGAUAUUCUGGUUCCACCCACAAAAGUACAGGACAGGUGUGGCUACGUUACCUACUCGGUGAUCAGAUCUAUUGUGGGGAAUGUGUGCCACACGCUCAUCGACAGGACAAAUUACGGUGGGGAUUUCCUACCAGGAUUUGGUAAACUUGACAAUGCCAACAAUAACGUCCGAUCCGUGGCAGUUGGUAACUCUUGCGACAUAACUCAUUUUGACCACAUUACCUACGCAUGCCCCCAGCAAUGCACUCCCGAAAUAUUGGAAUGGUACGAGAGGAUGUUUGGUUUUGAGAGAUUUCUUAUGAGUAGAGAUGAAGAUGUGGAUGAGGGGUAUGUUAUUACUGGAGACAGUAUUGGGCUUCGUCUGACAGCUAUGCAGUUCUGGAAAUGCAGUGAAGUGGGGCUGAAACUCCCAUCACACAGCAAGAAACAGCAAGACUGCAAGUUUGUGGUGGCUGAAUCCUUACCACAGCAAGGGAGGAAUCAAGUGGACACUUUCCUGGAGCAGCAUCACGGUCCUGGUAUACAGCAUGUUGGCCUGUACACUCCGGACAUCAUCUCUACUUCCAGGACGAUGGAGGAGUCUGGAGUGGAGUUUGUUUCUCCUCCACCUGCCUACUACACUGAGGUGGGGAAGCAGAAGGAGAUCCUUGAAGCAGGUCACGACCCCCAGCUGCUGUCCCAGCAAGGGAUCCUCUUGGAUGCAGAGUUGGAGAAUGAGACUCCCCAGGUCAGAUCUCAAGAUGAGACCACCAACAACAAAAGGCACCUCCUGCAGGUCUUCACAAAGCCACUUUUUUCUGAAGACACAUUUUUUCUGGAGGUGAUUGAGCGGAGGGGAGCGUCCGGUUUUGGAGAAGGAAAUAUCCGAGCUCUUUGGAGAUCAGUGCAAGCAUACAUGGAAUGCCAGAAGCAAAAACAAACAACUCACCAGACCAAGGUUGUGAAGAUGUAGGUUUAGAAUUCAAGUGUACCAUAUCAUUAGUUAAACCAACAAUAUGUUGUAAAGUAAAAUGAGCACUUUUAUAUGUUGCUGGAGAUGUUGAUCCAGUUUGUUCUGCUGUUCAUACUUGAAGAAAGGCUGUCGACUGCCUUGAGUACAAAUUAUAGGUGAACUGGGAAAAGAAAAUGAAAUACAGUAGAACCUCAGAGUUACAAACACUUUGGGGGGUGGAGGUUGUUCGUAACUCUGAAAAUUAGUUUUCAGUGGUUUUAAUAAAAUGUGUACACUGCUAUGUACAGCCUUAAUCUGGUGAAUAAUGCAAUACUUGUAUUGUUAUGGUUCUGAAGUCUUUAAAAUAAUACUAUAAAUGGAAAAAAGGCUGCAUUUAGGUUGUUAUUGAAAUUGUAACUGUAGCAUAAACACAGAUUUAAACGCCCAGGAAAAUCUGGAUUAACGUAGUGCUGGUUUUUAAACAAAUGCAUUCAUGCAGCUUGCUCAGUCAUUCAGCCUCCUUUGUUUUGAAAAAAAAAAAAAAAAAAACUGUACUUUGUUUAAAAUUAAAAUGUUCCCAGUAGAAUUGUUCAUACUUGCUUUGAAAUGUGCCUCACCUCUCGGUGUGAAUACAUUUGUUGAUACAGUAAUUUUGCCUUCACCCUGACCAGCACGCUGCUUGUAAAGUGCCUAUCUGGUUGCAUUGCACGCAUGGUUGAGUGAUUGCAUGCUUCCAGCUGAAAGUGGGGUGUUCGGUAGACCGGUCAGUUUGUAAGUUUGGUGUUCAUAACUUUGAGGUUCUACUGUUCAAGUUUUUUGGGUCACAUAGAUAAAGGUUACAGGUGACGAGAGGGAAUCCUAUCCAGAUUUAACCAAAAACUAGUAAUGUACAUCUGGUGUUUUGUUAGCUUUAUUAUUUUUUGGGGUAACAAAAAAAGCAGAGGGAUUUUUUUUUUUCAAAUGCAGCAUGGGAAGGGGAGAGAUUUCAAGAGUGUUCUCAGUGUCUGGACUUCUACUUGCUGUUAUACCAAAAGCCCCACACAGAUCCCCACACUGAAGAAAAGAAAGCUCUCCAAUGCCAAAAUCGAAUGAAAACCAAAGGUCACUUUUAUUUACAUAACAGGUUAAGACAGUUGACAAACUCCAGAAAGAACAAAAUGCAAAUAUCUCAACAGUGUUUGACCAUCAUUAGAAACACUAGACGGGUGUUCAUUCUGUUGCCCAAACACCCUCCUAAUCUCUUUAUGAAAUAGAUUAUUUUACAAGAAACAUUCUAGCAC